CCUGUCUCCCUUUCCCUCUCCCCCUCUCUCCUUCCUUUCGCUUCCUCUCUCGCACCUGAGCACACGCACCUGCCCGGACCCGGCUCCGCUCCCUCCUCCCUCCUUCCCCUCCCUCCCUCCCCGCCCCGGCCGGAAGGCUCGGGCCCCGGCCGCGGGAGCCUCGCGGCUGCGUCACCGCCGCCCCCCCAGACAAGAUGGACACCGCCGAGGAAGACAUAUGUAGAGUGUGUCGGUCAGAAGGAACACCUGAGAAACCUCUUUAUCAUCCUUGUGUAUGUACUGGCAGUAUUAAGUUUAUCCAUCAAGAAUGCUUAGUUCAGUGGCUGAAACACAGUCGAAAAGAAUACUGUGAAUUAUGCAAGCACAGAUUUGCUUUCACACCAAUUUAUUCUCCAGAUAUGCCUUCACGGCUUCCAAUCCAAGACAUAUUUGCUGGACUCGUUACAAGUAUUGGCACUGCAAUACGAUAUUGGUUUCAUUAUACACUUGUGGCCUUUGCAUGGUUGGGAGUUGUUCCUCUUACAGCAUGCCGUAUCUACAAGUGCUUGUUUACUGGCUCCGUGAGCUCACUACUGACACUGCCACUGGACAUGCUGUCCACGGACAAUUUAUUGGCGGAUUGUUUGCAGGGUUGUUUUGUGGUGACAUGCACGCUGUGCGCAUUCAUCAGCCUCGUGUGGCUGCGAGAGCAGAUCGUCCACGGGGGCGCCCCGAUUUGGUUGGAACAUGCUGCCCCGCCCUUCAACGCAGCGGGGCACCACCAAAAUGAGGCUCCAGCAGGAGGAAAUGGUGCUGAAAAUGUUGCCCCUGACCAGCCUGCUAACCCACCAGCUGAGAACGCGGUGGUGGGAGAAAACCCCGAUGCCCAGGAUGAUCAGGCAGAAGAGGAGGAGGAGGACAACGAGGAGGAAGAUGACGCGGGUGGGGAGGAUGCAGCCGAUGCCAACAACGGGGCUCAGGAUGACAUGAACUGGAAUGCUUUGGAGUGGGACCGAGCUGCAGAAGAGCUUACGUGGGAAAGAAUGCUAGGACUUGAUGGAUCGCUAGUUUUUCUAGAACAUGUCUUCUGGGUGGUGUCUCUAAACACAUUGUUCAUUCUUGUUUUUGCAUUUUGCCCUUACCACAUUGGUCAUUUCUCCCUCGUUGGUUUGGGAUUUGAAGAACACGUCCAAGCAUCUCAUUUUGAAGGUCUAAUCACAACCAUUGUUGGGUAUAUACUUUUAGCAAUAACACUGAUAAUUUGCCACGGCUUGGCAACUCUUGUUAAAUUUCAUAGGUCUCGUCGUUUGCUGGGAGUCUGCUAUAUUGUUGUUAAGGUUUCUUUGUUAGUGGUGGUAGAGAUUGGAGUGUUCCCUCUCAUUUGUGGCUGGUGGCUGGAUAUCUGUUCCCUGGAAAUGUUUGAUGCUACUCUGAAAGAUCGAGAACUGAGCUUUCAGUCAGCUCCAGGUACGACCAUGUUUCUGCAUUGGCUAGUAGGAAUGGUGUACGUGUUCUACUUUGCCUCCUUCAUCCUGUUGCUGAGAGAGGUACUUCGACCUGGUGUCUUAUGGUUUCUAAGGAAUUUGAAUGAUCCAGAUUUUAAUCCAGUACAAGAAAUGAUCCAUUUGCCCAUUUAUAGGCAUCUCCGAAGAUUUAUUUUGUCAGUGAUUGUCUUUGGCUCCAUUGUCCUUCUGAUGCUUUGGCUUCCUAUACGUAUAAUUAAGAGUCUGCUGCCCAAUUUUCUUCCAUACAAUGUCAUGCUCUACAGUGAUGCUCCAGUGAGUGAACUGUCCCUUGAGCUACUUCUGCUUCAGGUGGUCUUGCCAGCGCUGCUUGAACAGGGACACACGCGGCAGUGGCUGAAGGGGCUUGUGCGAGCGUGGACGGUUACCGCUGGAUACUUGCUGGAUCUUCAUUCCUAUUUAUUGGGAGACCAGGAAGAAAAUGAGAACAGUGCAAAUCAACAAGUUAACAAUAAUCAGCAUGCUCGAAAUAACAACGCUAUUCCCGUGGUGGGCGAAGGCCUGCAUGCAGCCCACCAAGCCAUACUCCAGCAGGGAGGGCCUGUUGGCUUUCAGCCUUAUCGCCGGCCUUUAAAUUUUCCACUCAGGAUUUUUUUGUUGAUUGUCUUCAUGUGUAUAACCUUACUGAUUGCCAGCCUCAUCUGCCUUACUCUACCAGUAUUUGCUGGCCGUUGGUUAAUGUCAUUUUGGACGGGGACUGCCAAAAUUCAUGAGCUCUACACAGCUGCUUGUGGUCUCUAUGUUUGCUGGCUCACCAUAAGGGCAGUGACGGUGCUGGUGGCAUGGAUGCCACAGGGACGCAGAGUGAUCUUCCAGAAGGUUAAAGAGUGGUCCCUCAUGAUCAUGAAGACUUUGAUAGUUGCUGUGCUGCUGGCGGGGGUUGUCCCGCUCCUGCUGGGGCUCCUGUUUGAACUGGUUAUUGUUGCUCCCCUGAGGGUUCCCUUGGAUCAGACUCCUCUUUUUUACCCAUGGCAGGACUGGGCCCUUGGAGUCCUGCACGCCAAAAUCAUUGCAGCUAUAACACUGAUGGGUCCGCAGUGGUGGUUGAAAACAGUAAUAGAGCAGGUUUAUGCAAAUGGCAUCCGGAACAUUGACCUUCACUAUAUCAUUCGUAAACUGGCAGCGCCCGUGAUCUCUGUGCUCUUGCUUUCCCUGUGUGUACCUUACGUCAUAGCGUCCGGCGUCGUUCCUUUACUAGGUGUUACUGCGGAAAUGCAAAACUUGGUCCACCGGCGAAUUUAUCCGUUCUUACUGAUGGUUGUGGUGCUGAUGGGGAUCCUGUCCUUCCAGGUCCGCCAGUUCAAGCGCCUUUAUGAGCACAUUAAAAAUGACAAAUACCUUGUGGGCCAACGCCUCGUGAAUUAUGAACGGAAAUCUGGCAAACAAGGCACAUCUCCGCCACCUCCACAGUCGUCCCAAGAAUAAAGUGGUUGUCUCAACUACCUUGACCUUCCCCUUGCCUUUACGUGUCCUUUUUUGUGGACUUCUCUCUUUGGAGAUUUUUCCCAGUGAUCUCUCAGCAUUGUUUUUAAGUUAACUGUAUUUGACUUGCGUUCUUGGCAUUCAGAGAGCCGCAGUGCAAGGCUCUGCUGCCCUUCUUGCAUCUUCCGACAUCAUAGCUGUCUGAGAUCUGUACAUGUGUAAAUAGAAGUUCCUGGAUACCCUAAAACCUUGGAUUAAACAGAAUGUGCAUUGUACAUCUUUAAACAAAAUGUAUAUUAAUUUAUUAAAUCUAGUUGUCACUUUA
Molecule: messenger RNA, 3249 nt
Organism: Neogale vison (American mink)
Lineage: Eukaryota; Metazoa; Chordata; Mammalia; Carnivora; Mustelidae
Gene: MARCHF6
Product: membrane associated ring-CH-type finger 6
Exons: 26
Coding region: 195-2927 (910 amino acids)
Cellular component (GO): endoplasmic reticulum membrane
Molecular function (GO): zinc ion binding
Source: RefSeq, a predicted model, not a curated record